Messenger RNA from Sclerotinia sclerotiorum 1980 UF-70, 504 nucleotides. RefSeq lists its product with no specific name. Lineage: Eukaryota; Fungi; Ascomycota; Leotiomycetes; Helotiales; Sclerotiniaceae. The record is from RefSeq and is a predicted model, not a curated record. The transcript is spliced from 2 exons. Bases 1 to 504 code for a protein of 167 amino acids.
AUGGCACUAAAUUCAGCGUUGGUGGUUCCUAAAGAAAAUCUGGCUCGAAAGCACGAGAACAUAAAUAACGUCGAAUUAUCGAGUAGCAUGAUUGUCGAGCUUACAAAGCCCGAGGAAUUUGUACCUGCGGAUGGAACUGAUUCCGGACUUUCGCUUUUUGACUGCACAAUAUCUUCAGGCCGUCAUGUUCUUGCAACGAUACCCAAAGAUAUUCUCCAUGAUCUUCAGUCCUUGGGCUCCCAGUUCUCUGCUUCUGCUGAGAUACAUGUAAUGUCGUCCUCCACCAAGGAAGAAGCAAAAGAACGUCCAGCAUGUCAAUACCACUCUCGGAUUUUCCAGCGCCCUGUCUCGAUGGACAUUGUUCACAAGGACCGUGAUAUCCAGGAACGAUAUCUUUUCGAAAGUCCUGGGAGGCAAUACGCCGUAUUCUAUCGUGUUGGGACGGAAUACUUAUCCACGUCCAGGAAUUGCACUUGUUGCUCAGUGCACGAUUUCCAUCUGUGA